Sphaerulina musiva SO2202 is the source of this 4476-nucleotide messenger RNA. RefSeq lists its product as uncharacterized. Gene Ontology annotation, molecular function: protein binding. The transcript has 6 exons. Bases 1495 to 4215 code for a protein of 906 amino acids. NCBI's taxonomy places the organism in Eukaryota, Fungi, Ascomycota, Dothideomycetes, Mycosphaerellales, Mycosphaerellaceae. The record is from RefSeq and is a predicted model, not a curated record.
CAUCGCACCACUUUCCACCAUUCCGCCAUCAACCACAGCACAAGCACAAGCACGAGCUCAGCUCACUGCUAGGUAAGCUCGCUGCACCUCCUGUCCACACAAUACCUACCACCUAGAUACCCUCUCUCCUCCGCUCCGAACACGUUCCAAGCACUUGGACUCCAUCGCGAACCUCUCGCUGGAACGACCGCCAGCGUCUCAUCCAGACCCCGUUAUCUGACAGUCGCUCACAGCCACGUAAAUCGUCCACACGCACACUCGAUCGUCAACAUGGGGCUCAAGGGAGUUCACUUCGGUGGCGGCAACAUUGGUCGUGGCUUCGUCGCCGAGUUCCUGCACAACUCUGGCUACGAGGUCGUCUUCGUGGACGUCAUGGACAGCAUCAUUGAACAACUACAGAAAACGAAGAGCUAUGAGGUGACAGAAAUUGGCUCAGACGGCGAGCACAAGUUCACGAUUGACAACUACCGGGCAAUCAACUCCAAGUAUGAGCUGGAGAAGGUCAUCGAAGAGAUUGCUACUGCCGACGUCGUCACAUGUGCUGUUGGUCCCAACGUCCUUAAGUUCAUCGCAGACCCCAUUGCCAAGGGUAUUGAGGCUCGCAAAGCAGACAGUCCACUCGCCGUCAUUGCCUGCGAGAACGCGAUUGGUGCCACAGACACGCUUCGUGGCUUCAUCGAGCAGAAGCUCUCGCCCGAAACGCUCAAGAACAUUGCCCCCAAGGCAGCAUUCGCAAACUCGGCUAUUGAUCGUAUUGUACCAAUCCAGGACGAAGGCGCAGGCCUGAACGUCAAGAUUGAGAAGUUCUACGAGUGGUGCGUCGAGGAGAAACCAUUCAAUGGAAAACCACCGGCGAUCAAGGGUGUUCACUUCGUGGAAGACCUAGAGCCAUACAUUGAGCGUAAGCUCUUCACUGUCAACACGAGUCAUGCCACAGCCGCAUACUACGGCCAUCAGGCUGGCAAGCAGUACAUCCACGAGGUUCUCGAGGACAAGAAGCUUCACGAUAUUGUCCAGGGUGUUCUCGAGGAGACUGCACACCUAAUUUGCACCAAGCACAACCACAUCAGCAAGGAGGAGCAGAACGACUACGUCCAAAAUAUCGUCAAACGCAUCUCGAACCCCGUCCUCAAGGACAACGUCGAACGUGUCGGUCGGGCACCUCUCCGCAAGCUCUCGCGCAAGGAACGUUUUAUCGGUCCCGCUGCCCACCUUGCUGAAGCCGACGAAAAGGUCGAUAACCUGCUUGGUGCUAUUGAGCAGGCACUCCGCUUCCAGAACGUGAAGGGAGACGACGAGUCGUUCGAGCUGGCCAAGAUCAUGAAGGAGAACGAUGCGAAAGCGGUGACGAUCAAGCUGACUGGUCUCGAGGAGAGCCACCCUCUCUUUUCCAGGGUAGAGGCAUGCGUCAAGAAGGUUCAAACUGGUUAGCAGCCGCCGAAUCGAGGGCAAGUGUACGAGACCCGGAACACGCACCGGUUACUUCAGGACCUGAUGCGGACAGACACUUCCGACUCAUCGACAGCUUCCACCCCAAAGGCACUUCUCUCUCCACGCGCGACCACGAGCCGGUGUCGAACCCGCCUGCCUACCCUCCCACCCUCCAUCUCGCCCUUCACGCCGCAUCACACUCCCGCGCACGCGCACACGCACACGCAUCGGGCAAGAGAAGGGGGUGGAAGCGCCGACGAAGACGACAACAGUAACGGGGAGAACGGGGACGACGACGGCGACAACGACAGCCACAACGAUAACGACAACGGAAACCGCGACGACGACGACGACGAGGCCGGCGCUUACGCCAUCCCCGCGCCGGCGCAGAGGAGUGGCAGAAUGGCCAUCGAUCGUAUCCCGUUCCCGGAGACGCACGAUCUCGCUCAUACGGAGAAGGCUUUCUACCCGGUCGCCAUACCAGUGUCACAUUGGCAACUGAGACACUACAUAUCAGCACCCGAGCCCGACCACCUCUACUAUGCGAGCGCUCACCACGUCUUCUGCCUCAAUACCGCCACGAAGAAGCGGAAACACAUUGCUACUCUGCCCUUUGAAGCACGAUGCACUGCUUCUGGCCACGGAUAUGUUUGCGUGGGCGGCGAGGACGAGGGCCACUUUGCCGCCAUCAAGCUGAGCGGAGCACUCGAUGUCGAUUCUGCUCUGCCUCUGUCGAGCCUGGGACCCAACGUAUCUCGCCGAUCGCCUACGGUCAAGGUGGAGCGGAUUGGGGACGAAAUAGUAAAUUCCAUUUCGAUUCACCGCAUCCAGGACGAAGAUGCGCACCUCGACGACAUUGUGGCCGUGCUCACGAACAACGAUCGCACGGUGAGAAUAUACAGUCUGCCUUCGGGCCAGGAGACAAGAUGCAAGGGCAUUCCGUUUGCGGUGAAUCAUGCGACCAUCUCACCGGACGGGCAAAUACUAGUGGCCGUGGGAGAUUACAACCAGGCACAUUUCUACAGGCGGCGGAUCACGGAUGACCCCCCGCAAAUACCGAAGCCGCACAAUCGACUCACGAGCGCGAGCAUUGAGUGGAAGCGAAUAUGCAAGGUAACGUUGCACGUCAGCGCGCCAGAGAUGACUGUGGGAUACUUUACGACCGCAUGGAAUUCGAGCGCGAGUUUGGUUGCUGUAGGAAGUGAGGGCGGCUACAUCACCAUCAUCGACCGACACAUGCUGGAAGAUGACGAAUUGGACGAAGACAAUCGGGACGAAGCUGUGGUUGCAGUUGUGGCUGGAAGCCGAGCGGACUUUCCCAGUCCGCAUCCAGGAGCCAUUAGGAGUAUGGUCUUCAGUCCUGACCCUUGGGAUCUGUUGAUCUGGAGCGAAGAUCAGGGGAGGAUAUGCGUGGGCGAUCUGAGAACAGGCCUGAAAAGCCGGCAAAUCAUUGAGCUCGAGCCCAAGGAUGAAGCAAUGCGGCGAUAUGAAAUGGAGAUUCUCGAUCCAGAAGAUGCAGCGUUGCCAUGUCUUGCGCUUCCCACGCACCUGGAUGAUCUCGAAGCGGAUUUGUUAAGGAGGUACCGAGCUGCGCCUAACAAUGCGAGCGCUGUCAACUUUGCCACGGAAUAUAUUGAGGCGAGAAGACGACAACGAGAGCAUCGACAAGCUCUGGCCGCUGCACGACAGCAAAUCACACAGGCCAAUACUCGCGCACGUCUCACGGCGGCUGAGGCGAUGGAGAACGACCCACAAGGAUUGACGGCACGAGAGCAACAAAUCUUGGAAACGCUGCGCACAACACGACAACGAGAGGAGGCGCGGUCAAAUGGCCAGAUACCGAGAUCGGUAAAUUACACAACACCUGACAUGUUCGCACACUCGGGAUCAUCGGCAAGAAGUGGGAGAGACACUCCUUCAAGUGAUUCGACAUCACGACCUAUCAGCGAAAUUCUGAGCUCAGUGCAAGAAGCCAUGCCUGCAUUAGAGCGAACCCAUGCCACGGAUUCGCAACCGACGACAUCUCACACGGAGGAUGAUGACGACGACGACUCACUGCCGCCUCUCGCAGCAAUGCGAGAUGCGCUCGCUGCUUGGAAUAGCGGCAGUAGCGGCCUGCCGCCUCUGCCACCUGGUACAGUCUUGCCUCCGAGUGCAGAUCGCACGCGAGCAGCAGCCGGUUUAUCGGCAGGCGACUCGGCCCGGUCUCCAGGCAGGCAGCAAGGUGGACCGCGUGCCGAUCGCGUACCCGAAAGCAACGACGAGAAUCCCUGGACAACCAUUGAAGAGCACAUGGGCCGGGGACCACUAUUCGAGACUUCGGCGAGGGCUACCGCAACGUCUCCUUUCCCCGCAGAGCGAGAUCAUGAUGCAGAACGUGAGGCACGCCGAGAACGGUACGAGUCCCUACAAAACGACCUCCACAUCCAACAUCGAAUCGCGGCUUCGGCGGCUAGAAACCGAGAGCGAUGGCGUGCUUCCCGACUUGCUGGAAAUGGUAGCAGCAGUAGUGCAGCUGCGGAACAACGUGCGUUGACGAUGGCUGAAGCUCGUGCUUCACGAUCUGCCGCUGCGGCGUACCCAGAUGGGUAUGAAGGAGUGAUUCGGCGGAGCCAAAUGAGAAACUGGGGUAAUCCUACAGGAAGGGAGAUUGGAGUUAGGACUGCUGGGUUGGCUAUCAGUCCUGAUGGGCACACUCUGUGGGCGGCUUGUGAGGCCGGCAUCUUUGAGAUUGGAAUGAGGACCAAGGGAAGAAUGUUUUUGCCUAGUCUGGAAACGAGGUAGCUGCGAGGGCUUCCCCCCACUUUUCGCGUGCAUGUCGAUGGGUUUGCAAACACAAAAAGCUCUUUGCAAGGCGAUGGGUGAUGGGCUUGCGGAACCAUCUCGAUUUGGAAUGGGGAAGCAUGGCACGACUGGAGGGGUGAUUUGUGAUGAUGAACGGGUACGACUUUAUGUUGUAAUGUGAAUAUUACGGACGGAGAAAUGAACAGUCGGGAUGGAUUCAUUGGCCGGGCCAUUGUGAAUCGACCGAUACCUUUACAUACC